CAUUACAAAAGCAAAGGGUGGCCUCAUAUUUUUCUUGCUCACACCAAAGGCUCUAUAAUCACAUCUUCUCCUUUAAUUCCUUCACAUGGCUUCUGGCAACAUAAAAAUCCACGACCACUCCCGCGUCUCACCACCAUCAUCAACACCCCAAACAUCCCUCUCUUUAACAUUCUUCGACUUGUUCUGGCUCCGCUUCCACCCCGUGGAGCGCAUCUUCUUCUACACCCUCCCUACACCCCUUUCACACCCCUCCACUUUCUUCACCCAAGUUGUUCCAACUCUCAAAACCUCCCUCUCCCACACCCUCCGCCACUUCCCCACCCUCGCCGGCAACGUCGUGUGGCCCUCCGACUCCCCAAACCCCCUCAUCAAAUACACCCUCGGCGACACCGUUUCGCUCGUGGUGGCACAAUCCGAAGCCGACUUCGACCAAACCCUGGACAAAUCACCACGCAAUGCGUCCGAGUCACGCGCUUUAGUACCCCACUUGGAAUCAUCUGAUUCUCACGCCGAGGUUCUCUCUCUUCAAAUCACUCUCUUCCCCAACAGAGGAUUCACCAUCGGCAUCAGCACCCACCAUGCUGUCCUCGACGGAAAAUCCUCCACCCUUUUCGUCAAGGCAUGGUCUUCACUAUGCAAAACCAUUAAUGACUCGGGAUCAGAGCCAGAGUCACUACCUUUGGCGAAAGGUUUGCAACCUUUCUUCGACAGAACCGUGAUCAAAACCGCAAGUGAAUUAGGUCUCAACUUCAGUAACGAUUUGACUGAGGCAUUAGCAAAAAUGUUCCCUCAAGAAAACAGCGAUGGGCGAUGCUUAAAGCUUCUACCUUUCCUUCCGAGAGUGGAGGACGCGGAUCGUGCCACGUUCCUGCUGACACGCUCCAAGCUGCAAAAGAGGGUGUUGUCCAAGUGGGACUUGGAAUCGGAAUCGGAAUCGAAGGGUGUUUCGAAGCCAGCUACGUUGUCGUCGUUUGUUCUCACGUGCGCGUAUGCUCUAGUUUGCAUUGCUAAAGCGGUUCACGGAGUUGAAGCGGAUAAAGAGAAAUUCGGUUUUGGGUUCACGGUGGAUUGCAGGGCUCGGAUGGAGCCUCCGGUUCCUGAUAACUACUUUGGGAACUGCGUGUGGGGGUUAAUGGUGGAUACGGAACCGUUGGGUUUCAUAAAGGAAGAAGGGGUGGUUUGUGUUGCGAAGAGUACUCAUGGUAAAAUAAAAGAGAUGUUGGAUAAGGGGGUAUUUUAUGGGUUCGAUGGUCAGCUUUCAAAAUAUGAGACUUGGAUAAAGGGAGGUUAUCAAAUAUUGGGAGUUGCGGGGUCUAAUCGAUUUGGGGUUUAUGAAACCGAUUUUGGUUGGGGGAAGCCUGCGAAGGUGGAGAUAGCCUCGGUGGAUAGAGCUAUGACCAUUGGUUUGGCAGAGAGCAAGGAUGCGAAAGGUGGUGUUGAAGUUGGCCUUGUUCUGAAUAAGGAUGUCAUGGAUCUGUUUCGGACUUUGUUUCAUGAAGGAUUGUCCAACGAGUGAUAUAUGGUUUGAACUUUCCAACGUCUCAUCCCAACAUUUUAGUUUGUAUUCAAGAAAAAGCUAAAGCCUGUUUUUACAGUUUACAAGACGUCAAAGUCUUCGGGAUUUGCAACAACAACCAUUCUCUUGCAUGUUAUAUUUUGAAUUUUGUCUUAGUAACUCUCCUUUCAGGGUUUCC
Messenger RNA from Cajanus cajan (pigeon pea), 1694 nucleotides. Its product is annotated as phenolic glucoside malonyltransferase 1. The record is from RefSeq and is a predicted model, not a curated record. Lineage: Eukaryota; Viridiplantae; Streptophyta; Magnoliopsida; Fabales; Fabaceae.